This is a messenger RNA of Aspergillus nidulans FGSC A4, 282 nucleotides long. RefSeq lists its product as uncharacterized. The record is from RefSeq and is a predicted model, not a curated record. Bases 1 to 282 code for a protein of 93 amino acids. Lineage: Eukaryota; Fungi; Ascomycota; Eurotiomycetes; Eurotiales; Aspergillaceae. The transcript is spliced from 3 exons.
AUGGCUUCUUUUGUCAGGAACAUCAGGGCAGCACGACUCAGUCCAGACGUCUGCACCUUUGACGGCAGCACGUUGAUGAGAGACGAAGACAAUAAUCCUUCUCAAAGGGAAUCAAACAUGAGUGGCGCAGAAGCCGUCCAGCUGCUAUCCAUUCUUCUUCAAUGCGGAGGGACCGAGCCGGCGCCGGAUCCUGCAGGAGCAGGCGACACGUCCCCAGUCGAAGAGCUAGAUCAGCACUAUAUCGUGGAGGAAAGCACGGGGAUGCUGCCCAAAUUCCACUAG